Fusarium proliferatum ET1 is the source of this 1173-nucleotide messenger RNA. RefSeq names its product putative saccharopine dehydrogenase (NAD, L-lysine-forming). Gene Ontology annotation, molecular function: saccharopine dehydrogenase (NAD+, L-lysine-forming) activity. Gene Ontology annotation, cellular component: cytoplasm. Bases 1 to 1173 code for a protein of 390 amino acids. The record is from RefSeq and is a predicted model, not a curated record. NCBI's taxonomy places the organism in Eukaryota, Fungi, Ascomycota, Sordariomycetes, Hypocreales, Nectriaceae. The transcript is spliced from 5 exons.
AUGUCUGACUAUCCCCACAUUCUUCUUCGCGCUGAGGAGAAGCCUCUCGAGCACCGAUCUUUCUCCCCCGCAAUUAUCAAGACACUCGUUGAUGCUGGAUACCCCAUUUCCGUCGAGCGAUCGUCCACCGACCCCAAGUUCAAGCGUAUCUUUGAGGACUCAGAAUAUGAGGCUGCUGGUGCUCGUCUUGUCGACACGGGUGUAUGGCCCAACGCUGAGCCUGGAACAAUCAUCCUAGGCCUCAAGGAGAUACCCGAAGAGGACUUCCCUCUCAAGAAUGAUCACAUCACGUUUGCACACUGUUACAAGAACCAAGGCGGGUGGGAGCAGGUCCUCGGUCGCUGGGCUCGAGGCGGUUCAGUCUUAUAUGACUUAGAGUUUCUUCAUGACUCUGAAGGUCGCCGUGUUUCUGCUUUCGGAUUUCACGCUGGCUUUGCUGGAGCUGCGCUCGGAAUCAAGACACUCGCUCACCAGCUGCAGGACUCGUCCUCUAAGCUUCCUUCUGUCGAGACAUUCACUGAUGGCCGCGGAUAUUACCUGAACGAAGAUGAGCUCGUCAACCAGAUUCGUGAGGAUCUCGCUAAGGCUGAAAAGGCUCUCGGACGCAAGCCCACUGCUCUCGUCCUUGGUGCUCUUGGACGAUGUGGUAAGGGUGCUGUGGACCUUUUCCUGAAGGCCGGCAUGCCUGAUGAGAACAUUACCCGCUGGGACUUGAACGAGACUAAGGACCGUGAUGGCCCUUACGAGGAAAUUGCGAAGGCUGACGUCUUCCUCAACGCCAUCUACCUCUCCAAGCCCAUUCCCCCUUUCAUCAACCAAGAACUCCUUGCCAAGCAAGGUCGCAACCUCGCUGUUGUCAUCGACGUUUCUUGUGACACCACAAACCCUCACAACCCUAUCCCCAUCUACUCCAUCAACACCACCUUCGAGGACCCAACCGUCCCCGUUGAGAUCAAGGAUGAUCAGAACAACCUACCCCUAUCUGUCAUCAGCAUUGACCACCUCCCUUCCAUGCUUCCCCGCGAGGCUAGUGAGGCCUUUAGUGAGGGUCUCAAGGAGUCUCUGCUCACACUCAAGGAUCGCAAGACUUCUCGGGUGUGGGCUGAUGCUGAGAAGCUCUUCCAUGAGAAGGUUGCCCUGUUGCCCGAGGAGUUGAGAACUAAGAGCGUUUAA